This is a messenger RNA of Onthophagus taurus, 3022 nucleotides long. RefSeq names its product Isoleucyl-tRNA synthetase, mitochondrial (gene IleRS-m). Gene Ontology annotation, molecular function: tRNA binding; isoleucine-tRNA ligase activity; ATP binding. NCBI's taxonomy places the organism in Eukaryota, Metazoa, Arthropoda, Insecta, Coleoptera, Scarabaeidae. The record is from RefSeq and is a predicted model, not a curated record. Gene Ontology annotation, cellular component: mitochondrion. Gene Ontology annotation, biological process: mitochondrial translation; isoleucyl-tRNA aminoacylation.
GACAUUUGAAAUUAACCUCACAUUUUAUAAGCAUGACCUAACCUCAAAAUAAACUUUAAAUAAAAGAUUUUUAUUAUGUUUAAGUUACUUAAAACAUUGAAAUAUUUAAACAAUAUAAGGAAGUACUGUAACAACAAAGCUAAAGGGAAAAACGCGCUAUAUUCUCAUACUGUUUUGUUACCAAAAACAAAAUUUCCUCUUCGAAUUGAAGGAAAAAAGCUUGUGGAUCGUGAUAAUGCAAUUAAUAAGAGUUCAUCAUUUGUAAAUUUAUAUAACUGGCAAAGAAAUAAUUUAAAAGGAGACGAAUUUAUAUUACAUGAUGGACCACCAUACGCAAAUGGGGAGACUCAUAUAGGUCAUGCGAUAAAUAAGAUAUUAAAAGAUACCAUAAUUAGAUCAAACAUCUUGGAAGGGAGGAAAGUUCAUUAUGUGCCAGGUUGGGAUUGUCAUGGAUUACCUAUUGAGUUAAAAGCCGUUUCAAAUUCUCAAGGAUUAAAGCCUAUUAAGAUAAGAGAGAAAGCAAGAAAAUUUGCAACAACUACUAUAGAAACUCAAAAAAAAUCUUUUAUGUCAUGGGGAGUAUGUGCUGAUUGGGAAAAUCCAUACAAAACGUUUAAUAAUGAGUACAUAAAGAAUCAAAUACAACAAUUUUAUAAAUUGUAUGAAAUGAAAUUGGUUUAUAGAGAUGUUAAACCUGUUUAUUGGUCACCGUCAACUCGAACAGCUCUUGCAGAAGCCGAACUUGAAUAUAAAGAUAACCAUAAAAGUACAGCAAUCAUAAUUAAACUAAAAUUAAAUCAAAUUCCAGAUGUUUUAAAGGAACACAAAAAUAUAUUUGCAUUAAUAUGGACAACAACUCCAUGGACAUUGCCAAGUAAUCAAGCUGUUUGUUACAACCCAAAUUUAUCUUAUUCAUUAGUUCAAAACCAAACAUCUUUAGAACAUUAUAUACUUUCCACUAAACUUAUAGAAGAUGUUUCAAAAAAACUUGGAUCAGAAUUAACUGUUCUUAACACAUUUCAAGGUUCUGCAUUUGAAAAUACAACAUAUUUUCAUCCUAUUUAUAAAAACAAAGAACUUAGUUUUUUGCCAUCAAACCAUGCCAGUGAAACAAAGGGAACUGGUUUAGUUCAUACUGCUCCAGCCCAUGGUCCUGAUGAUUUUUUAGUUGCUUUGAAGAAUAAUUUACAAAUAAUAUCUUUGGUAGAUGAAGACGGAAAAUAUUUAGAUUCAGCUGGUUCAGAGUUAACUCAAAAAUACGUUUUUGCUGAAGGUUUAGACACAGUUCUAAAUAUGACUAAAAGUGAUACGUUAAAUACUGAAGACUUCAUACACAGUUAUCCUUAUGAUUGGAGAACAAAAUUACCAGUUAUAAUAAGAGCUAGUAAACAAUGGUUUAUUGAUACUAACAGAAUAAAACAACAGGCUGUGGAUGCAUUAAGCAAUGUUGAAAUUCUUCCAAAAAUUAACAGUGAAAUGCAUAAACAACAUUUUAAAAAUCAAUUACUUAAAAGACCAUAUUGGUGUAUUUCAAGACAAAGAUGUUGGGGAGUGCCCAUUCCAGUAUUUUAUAACAAAGAAUCUGAAGAUGUCAUAAUAUCAAAGGACACCAUAAAUCAUUUUUGUAAUUUAAUUGAUAAACAUGGCUCAAAUUUUUGGUGGAGUUUACCUGAAAAAGAUAUCGUACCCGAAAGUAUUUUAAAAAAACAAUCUAAUAUUAAAAAAGGAGAAGAUAUUUUAGAUAUUUGGUUUGAUAGUGGAAUAUCUUGGUCUAGUGUUUUACCAAAGGAUAAAAUCGCCGAUAUUUAUUUAGAAGGAGUAGACCAAUUCACAGGGUGGUUUCAAUCAUCACUUUUAACUUCUAUAGCUUUACAAGAAAAAGCACCUUUUAAAACCAUUUACGUUCAUGGUUUUGCUGUGGAUGAAAAUGGAUUGAAAAUGUCGAAAUCUUUAGGAAAUGUUAUUAACCCCCAAGAUAUUUUAGAAGGUUGUAAAUCUCAUAAAGCAUACGGAAUUGAUACAUUAAGAUGGUGGGUUGCUUGUCAUGCAAAUCAAGACACAAUAACCGAAGUGAGUUCGAAUGUUUUACAAGCUAGUAAUGAUGAAGUACAAAAAAUACGAAGUGUUUUGCGAUUUGCUCUUUCUACAUUAAGCGAUUAUAAUGGGGAAAUUGUUGAUUAUGAGUCAUUGUGCUUAAUUGAUAAGUUUAUGUUACAUGUUUUAUUACAAUAUGAUCGACAAGUAACAGAACAUUUAAAAUUCUAUCAAUUCAACAAAAUCGGUAAAUCCAUAAUAAAUUUAUUAACAAAUACGGUAUCAGCACAAUAUUACACAGCAGUAAAAGAUCGUUUAUAUUGCGAACCAGAAAAUUCAAUUAGUAGACGAUCAUCUCAAUUCGUCUUAUUAAAUCUAUUUUUGAUCACAUUGAGAAGUAUAUCACCGAUUGUACCGCAUUUAGCUGAAGAACUCUAUUUACAUUUUCCAUUGAAACAAGCAGAUUCUUUUUUUCAAACUGAAAAAGCACGCGUGGACCCCAAAUGGGAAUCUUUAGAAAUUGAAAAUGUGAUGAACGUAAUUUUUGAUUUGAAGAAAGAGGUGAAUAAGACUGUUGGGGCGAAUACUGUGAAUAAAAGAAUUGUUAUUGGGUUGGAUGAAGAAUUAAAAAAGGAGGUUGAGAAAUAUACGCUCGGUAAUGGUGAGUUAUUGGAUAUUUUGCAAGUUGCUGAAAUAGAGCUUAAUACGAAACUUGAUGGAACAUCAAUUGAAGUUCAUGAUACCAAGCUAUGUUGUUGUCCAAGAUGUAGAAAGUUUGCUUCUUCAAUGUCUGAUGCAUUAUGUAAGAGAUGCAAUGAAGUUAUUAAUGGUUUAGAAAAUAAAGCACAACAUGUUUUAUAGAAUAUUCAUUUAUUUCCAACUAGAAUUACACGUAACUAUUUAAUAGUUUGCUGCAUUUAGAACUAAACUUAAAUACUACAUUUUAUUAAUAAAAAAACAUAAAAAAUAUGAAAAUGAACAAAAUGAA